Theileria equi strain WA is the source of this 653-nucleotide messenger RNA. RefSeq lists its product as hypothetical. The transcript is spliced from 2 exons. The coding region runs from base 17 to 385 and encodes 122 amino acids. Lineage: Eukaryota; Apicomplexa; Aconoidasida; Piroplasmida; Theileriidae. The record is from RefSeq and is a predicted model, not a curated record.
ACCACUCAUUUUAAAAAUGAGCUCAAAUUCCACCGUUCCAAACAUUGAUGUGGAAAUCGUCAAGGGGUUGAGCCAGCCAUCCGCCCUGUAUGACGAAUUGGUCCAUUAUAUUCUCUCAACAGUCGGUUGUAAGCUACAAAAUGAAUCAACUUUACGCCUAGUAUCACACGCAGCUCAAGUUUCACUCGAAAAGUUCUUUGACGAGGCAAAGGUCAUGCAAAUCGCGAGUAGAAUGGGCAGAAAUGAUGGAGACUCAAAGAUGAAUAUAUUCGCCAAGGAAGAAGCGAAGGAACUAGACUACCAAAUUGUAUGCGAAGCUCUACAAAAGACCCACCCAAACACACACAAUUACAACUUGUUCCUCGAACCAAAUACAACAUUUUGAAAAAUUAAAGUUGCCUUGUACUAUUCUAGCAACCAAGGGUUCUCCUUUAUGAUCUCUGGGUCCCGUUCCCCGUAGUCGACGAGCAGUUCCUCUCCCCUGUUGCAAGUGUUUAAAUGAUACGAAAAACUAACCAGUCAAUGUUCCUCUUUGCGACAAAGAUUAGCCUUGGAUAGUUGUUACUCAAAAUAGUCCUGGGAACAAUAUUUGGGUUCUUUCUAGAAUGAUUAACCAGUCUUGCUGGUCCAAAACUAAUAUCUUCUUCAGUUGC